Molecule: messenger RNA, 774 nt
Organism: Trichomonas vaginalis G3
Lineage: Eukaryota; Parabasalia; Trichomonadida; Trichomonadidae
Product: protein of unknown function, DUF4106 family
Exons: 1
Coding region: 1-774 (257 amino acids)
Source: RefSeq, a predicted model, not a curated record
AUGAUUAUCCAUUCUACUCCAAUAGUUAUCACAGCAACUUCAGGAACAAUGGAUAAAACAGCGAAGACAUUUAUGAGUCAAAUUAAGGCACCAGUAUUGAAAAAAGAUGAUAAAGAACUUAUGCCUUAUUUAAUGAAGAACGUUAAGAUGAAAGCAAAGUAUUACGCUAUUGUUGAGUUCGUUCAAAGUAAGUUCGAAAAAAUUUCAGAAGAGAUGGAACACAUCUUAACAAAGCAUCAACUAAGGAAACCUGAUGGAAAGUUUGAGUAUAAGAAGAUAGCUAUUUAUGUUGUAAAGAAGUUGAACAAAUAUCCUUUCACUAAGUAUCCCAGUAAUUCUCUAUUAGUGUUAGACGAUUAUGGUGGUCAUGACUUAUUGAAUGACCCACGUUCACCAUUAGCGAACUUCAUCACUAAGGUAAGACAUUAUAACUAUACUGUAGUAAUUAAGUGUCAAACAUGGAGACACAUAUGUUUAAACAUAAAGAGACUAUGUACUGACUUCGUUAUCUUUCAAGGUUAUUCUAUGAGAGACUUUCAGUCAAUGAUUGAACAGUCAGGAGCAACAGAAGAUUGGGAAGAGUUAUGGAACAAAUACAAAGAGCUACCAACACCUCGUUCAUAUAUGGAAGUUCAUAUAGUCGCAGGAAAGACGGACUUUAAAGGAGAGUGUGCAAAACUUCCCCACUUUUUGAGAGGGACGUUUUGCAAAAUUUGUUCUUUCAUCCAUAGAAGAUUAUUGGAAGAUGAUAGAUCUAUACAUGAUAUUAUAUAA